Messenger RNA from Symbiodinium sp. CCMP2592, 1257 nucleotides. Lineage: Eukaryota; Dinophyceae; Suessiales; Symbiodiniaceae. The record is from the annotation of a GenBank genome assembly.
AUGGUCAAUACAGGAAUGGGCUUGUGCAUACUGCCACAAGAAGCAGAUCGCCUCAACGAAGGAGCUGGCAGCUUAUGGGUGGGCAUCUAUCUGGGUGUCUGUGGCGCUGCGCAGCUGGUGUGCCCACUUGCCGGCAAGCUAUCCGACAGACAUGCGAGUAGCUUUGGGCGGCGCCGCCCUUUCAUCGUCGCCGGCAGUAUCUUGUCCAUCAUCGGGCUGGUCUUCCUGAGACAGGCCAGUAUCUCCGGCUGGCCUCUCACAUACCUUGUCGCACUGCUUGUGGCCCAGGUGUCCUUGAACCUCGCCUUCUCAGCGCACAACGGCCUGCCAGCAGACCUGUACUGCGAGAAGGGAGGGAGCCCCAAGGAUACCAAAGAAAAGGAUGCAGCGGGAGUUGUGAGCGCCUUCGUGGCGAUGCUCGGGAUUGUGUUGUUCCAGGUCUGCGGCAGCUUCAUGCUGGAUCCACGGGGUGAUCAGGACUUUCUUUGGGUUUGCGUUGGCCGACUUUUCUACUACGUUUCUACGUCUGUGACGGUGUUCUUGUACUACUACAUCCGGGAUACGUUGCAAAUAUCGGCAGAGGGGGAGCUCCGCGUGAAGCUGGCCAGCCUGGUGAUCGCCGCGCAGGUGGUGGGCGCCUUGGUCUCGGUACCUGCCGGAAGAUCUUCGAACACUUUUGGAAGGAAGCCCGUGAUCUACGCGGCCUGCACCAUCAUGUCUCUCACCUUCCUGAUGUACGUCUGGCUGUGGAAAGCGUCUCUGACUUUUUGUUUUUCUUUCUACGGGGAGCUGAGCUUUGUUUGGAUUUUGCUUUUGGGCAGUUCACUGGGAAUGCGAGAGUCGAGUAUGUAUCAAGUUGCUACCGCGGUGGUCAUGUCAUGGAUCCAUUUGAUGCCCGACGUUGCCGAGGGCGAUGUCCGAUGGCACCUCAUUCUGGCUGCCGGCCUCUGCUAUGGCCUUGGCAGUGGCGUGUACGUCAGCGUCGACUAUGCCCUUGCCUUGGAUUGCCUGCCGGAGGGGAAGUCGACUGCAGAGGCCUUCGGCCUCUGGGGCAUCUCAGGAUUUUUCGGAUCCACGGCUGGGCCGGUCAUCGGUGGGCUCCUGCUCGCUGUCAACCAGGCCGGUAACUCCGCUGACAUGUCGAGCAAGGUUUCACACUACACGUAUGGUGGCUAUGCGAUCGUCAUGCUACUGCUGGGAGUCUCCAUGAACCUCUUCGUCGUCGCCGCCACCUAUGCAAUCCGUGGCACAAAGUGA